This is a messenger RNA of Mesorhabditis spiculigera, 453 nucleotides long. The record is from the annotation of a GenBank genome assembly. NCBI's taxonomy places the organism in Eukaryota, Metazoa, Nematoda, Chromadorea, Rhabditida, Rhabditidae.
AUGGCGCUCGGACUGGGUGUGCUGAUCGCCCUUGUCGCUUCCGCUCUUGCAGCAGUUCCGCUAAAGCGGACGUUCGCCCCGUCGGUGGCCGCCGAGGAAUCCUUCGGAAAUAUGCGAAACCUAAUGGAAGUGGGGAAACGGCAGCUGAGCAUGGCCGGCGACACGAACGCUCAAUGGCAGAACUAUGCCCGGCUUUACGAUAUCGGCAAGAAGCGCAGCUAUUAUUCACCCUCGGAAGAGCUGGGGAUCUACUCGCAACUGUACGAGGUCGGGAAGAAGCGCUCGGCCGCCUUCGCCCCAUCCCAAGAAUUCCAGACCGACAUUUACAACCGACUUUUUGAAGUUGGGAAGCGAUCGGCGCCGGAAACCGAGAGCCACGACGCCGAAAAGCGGAUGAACCUGGCGCCAUCGCAGGAAUUGGGGAUGUACUCGACCCUGUACGACAUUGGAAAG